This is a messenger RNA of Adineta ricciae, 543 nucleotides long. Lineage: Eukaryota; Metazoa; Rotifera; Eurotatoria; Adinetida; Adinetidae. The record is from the annotation of a GenBank genome assembly.
AUGAAAAAACUCAAUGACAUGAAGGAAUUCAAAAGAUCUUUAGAAUUGUUUCGUGAAUGUGAACAAACAAAACAUGAUAUGAUUACAGAUCUAGCUGUUGGCCAAGCACUGAAAUCGUGUGCUAACAUAAAAGAUUUUCAAGCUGGCUCCCGUAUACAUCACCGAUAUGCAUCUUUAAUAGAAAAAAACAAUUAUUCAAUAGGAUCUCUGAUCGAUUUUUAUAUGCAAUCAAAAGAUGUUGAUAAUGCUCAGUUGCUCUUUGACAAACUGGAGAAGAAAACCGUUGCUAUUUACAGUAUAAUGAUGAAAGACGCCGAAAAAGAAGUCUUAAAUGUAAAAGAACAUCUUGAUUGCCACGGUUCAUUUACACGAUACUUCACGUUUGAUCCAACAAAAAAGUUUCUUCUGGUUGCCAAUCAAAAGUCCAAUAAUUUAGUUUGUUUUUCUUACAAUUAUGACAAUGGCACAUACACAUUCGUCUCUCAAUUGGAUAACAUCGAAAGUCCCCAACACAUUGUAUUCCUUAACGAUCCAUCUCUCUGA